Messenger RNA from Astyanax mexicanus (Mexican tetra), 3092 nucleotides. It is a transcript of the gene sox9a, whose product is annotated as SRY-box transcription factor 9a. NCBI's taxonomy places the organism in Eukaryota, Metazoa, Chordata, Actinopteri, Characiformes, Acestrorhamphidae. The record is from RefSeq and is a predicted model, not a curated record. Gene Ontology annotation, cellular component: nucleus. Gene Ontology annotation, biological process: heart development; chondrocyte differentiation; negative regulation of transcription by RNA polymerase II. The transcript has 3 exons. Gene Ontology annotation, molecular function: DNA-binding transcription factor activity, RNA polymerase II-specific; RNA polymerase II cis-regulatory region sequence-specific DNA binding. Bases 263 to 1741 code for a protein of 492 amino acids.
CCAGACUCUGCACCGAGGACUAACACACGGAGCGCGCGGAGAACCUGGGAGAGAGAAAGAUAUAUAAAUAUAUAUACAUAUACUGAGAAAAGAGAGAGAGAAGAGAAAAAGAGAAAUAAAGAGACACUGACUGAAGGCGCGCGGGAUCCGUUCGCUCUCGCACCGCAUCAGUACCAGCGCAUCCUUUGCGCGCGCACAGCUCCAGCGGACCGGACCGUCCGCCGUGUUUGAGGACCGUGUGCGGGACGAGCGCGCCGCUCGCAUGAAUCUCCUGGACCCCUUCCUGAAGAUGACGGACGAGCAAGACAAAGGUCUGUCCGCCGCGCCGAGCCCCAGCUUGUCCGAGGACUCCGCGGGCUCCCCGUGCCCCUCCGCCUCCGGAUCCGACCCGGACCGCGCCGCCGCCGAGAGCCGCCUGCACGACUUCAAGAAGGACGAGGUGGACGACAAGUUCCCCGUGUGCAUCCGCGAGGCCGUCACGCAGGUGCUCAAGGGCUACGACUGGACGCUCGUGCCCAUGCCGGUGCGCGUGAACGGCUCGAGCAAGAACAAGCCGCACGUCAAGAGGCCCAUGAACGCGUUCAUGGUGUGGGCGCAGGCCGCGCGCAGGAAACUGGCCGACCAGUACCCCCAUCUCCACAACGCCGAGCUCAGCAAAACCCUGGGCAAGCUGUGGAGGCUUCUGAACGAUGCAGAGAAGCGUCCCUUUGUGGAGGAGGCGGAACGACUGCGAGUGCAGCACAAGAAGGAUCACCCAGACUACAAGUAUCAGCCACGGAGGAGGAAGUCGGUGAAGAACGGCUCUGGCGAGGGGGAGGACGGCUCGGACCAUGCUCACGUGUCGCCUAACGCCAUCUUCAAAGCCCUCCAGCAGGCCGACUCCCCGGCGUCCAGCAUGGGAGAGGUGCACUCGCCCAGCGAACAAGGAGGCCAGUCCCAAGGUCCCCCGACUCCCCCCACCACCCCCAAAAUCGACACACAGCCAGGCAAAGUGGACCUGAAGCGCGAGGGCCGGCCGCUCCAGGAAGGCGUCAGCAGUGGCGGACGGCAGCUCAACAUCGACUUCCGUGAUGUGGACAUCGGCGAGCUGAGCAGUGACGUCAUCUCACACAUGGAGAGCUUCGACGUGGCUGAGUUCGACCAGUACCUUCCACCCAACGGGCAUCCGGGCACUGCCUACGUGGGCGGCUACAGCCUGGCCGGUCCCGGCACAGUUGGUCAGGCGGCGGCAGGAGGUGUCUGGAUGAGCAAGACCCAGAGUGGGAACCCUCAGGGUGGGCCACAGCCGUCAAAUCAGCAGCAGCAACAGCAGCAGCAACAUUCCCUGACCCAGCUGGGUACUGGCAAUGGUGGGGAUCAGGGUCAGCAGAGGACCCCGACACACAUCAAGACAGAGCAGCUGAGUCCCAGCCACUACAGUGAGCAGCAGGGCUCGCCGCAACACGUCACCUACGGUUCCUUCAACCUCCAGCACUACACCGCCUCCUCCUUCCCCUCCAUCAGCCGGGCGCAGUACGACUACGGUGACCAGCAGGGAGCCGCCACCGCCGCCUCAUACUACAGCCACGCCGCAGGUCAAGGCUCCGGGCUCUACUCCACCUUCAGCUACGUGAGCCCCAGCCCGCGGCCCAUGUACACCCCAAUCACCGAUUCCGCCGGGGUGCCUUCCAUUCCUUCAGCUGGCCACAGCCCCCAGCACUGGGACCAGCAGCCUGUCUACACACAGCUGACGAGACCCUGAGGGGACGCAAGAGACUGACUCUUGUUCAACAACAAGGCUGACGACCCCCCUUCCCCUCGUACAGACUAAUCAAACACAGACACUUGAAUAAUUCUCCUUAAGGAAAAAGCUGGACUUCAAAAAGAAGACAUGAUGAGAGUCAUGACGUGCCUUAAAAAAAGAUAUAUAUAUACAAAGAGAACAGAAGCAGCCUGACGCAACGACUAGAUAUAUAUUUUUUAGCCUUGAUUACAAGAGAAACGUUUUUCUGAGAAAAGAGAAUCCUCUGUGAGGACUUUAAUUAUUUGUACUUUUAGUAUGUACUGUGUAUGUUUUCUUACUAUUUCUAAAAAACUGGCCUAUUGGAGGGAUUUUCAUACAAUUUUCAUACGUUUCUAUACAUUUCUCUGUAGGAAAAAAUGGUCUAUUUUUUGCUAAACCACUCUACACUAGCAGUCCUGUCUGUCUGUCUGUCCCGCUCACUCGCCAUCCCGCGUCUUCAUCGCCUCCUGCGUAUAGGAUACGUUUACAUGGCGAUGCGUCAUAUCCUUUUAUUUAUCUUCUCCUCUACGAUUUUCAUCACAUUCCUGAGAGGAACGAACUAUUACAGACUGUUCCGGACUGAGACCUUUUUCUAUAAAAUCCUUUCUUAAGUGCCGCCAGUGCCUGGUAACAGGGUGGUUGCUGUGGUGUCGCGGCAGGUGGACGAAAAAAAAAAAAAGAACACGGGAGCAGAAACCCGAGAAUUUCCUUAGUGCCUGACAGUCUUAUCAGCCUCAUCUCUCCAGUUUCAUCCUCUUAACCCCUCUAAUUUAUUUAUUAGCAUUAAUUUUAUUUUAAAGUAAUUAUGAGCAUUGUAUUCGUUAAUCCUUUAAAGGACUAAUUCGUUGUUUUUUUGGAAGCAUCCCUCUGGAUUAUUUUAAUGCUUAACCCGAGGGGUGCUCCUUAGUAUGGUACAGUUUCGUAAUCGUCGUGUUUAUUUAUCGUAUGUAGAAGUUUCUAUUUUAAUGUUUUAUUUUUUGGGUUUCUUCCUUUUUUCCUUCGUUUCUUUCUUGCUAACGCAUAUCAAUGAAGUACCGUCGCGAUUCCUAAACGAUCUCCAACUGGAACUGUUCCAACAGAACGUUUUUUUUUUUUUAUAUGAAGCUCUGAAGCUGUUUUGUCUUUUGUUUGCUUGUUCUUGUUUAGAGAUGCCAUCUAAUCUGAUCUAUUUUAAGAGUUUCUCUCUACUCUGUGCCACGUAUCUGAGUGCUGUUGUUACGCCAUCAGAAUCAACUCGCCCAUUUUUGCAUCAGAUUUAACGUUUUUCUUUAAGGAAGAUCAUCUUUUUUUAUGAUAUUUGCAAUAAAAGGAAAAAAUGUUUUAAACAAAA